AUGAGAAAUGAAAUAGUCAGAGACACAAAGAAAGAAGUUUUAGGUUUUCACUCAAAAGUGUUCAGUACAUCAGGCAUUCCAUCACAAGGUAUUACUGAGCCAAAUAGAACAUCAGACAUUCCAUCACAAGGUAUUACUGAGCUAAAUAGAACAUCAGACAUUCCAUCACAAGGUAUUACUGAGCCAAAUAGAACAUCAGACAUUCCAUCACAAGGUAUUACUGAACUAAAUAGAACAUCAUACAUUCCAUCACAAGGUAUUACUGAGCUAAAUAGAACAUCAGACAUUCCAUCACAAGGUAUUACUGAGCCAAAUAGAACAUCAGACAUUCCAUCACAUGGUAUUACUGAGCUAAAUAGAACAUCAGACAUUCCAUCACAAGGUAUUACUGAGCCAAAUAGAACAUCAGACAUUCCAUCACAAGGUAUUACUGAGCUAAAUAGAACAUCAGACAUUCCAUCACAAGGUAUUACUGAGCUAAAUAGAACAUCAGACAUUCCAUCACAAGGUAUUAAUGAGCUAAAUAGAACAUCAGACAUUCCAUCACAAGGUAUUACUGAGCCAAAUAGAACAUCAGACAUUCCAUCACAAGGUAUUACUGAGCCAAAUAGAACAUCAGACAUUCCAUCACAAGGUAUUACUGAGCUAAAUAGAACAUCAGACAUUCCAUCACAAGGUAUUACUGAGCCAAAUAGAACAUCAGACAUUCCAUCACAAGGUAUUACUGAGCCAAAUAGAACAUCAGACAUUCCAUCACAAGGUAUUACUGAGCUAAAUAGAACAUCAGACAUUCCAUCACAAGGUAUUACUGAGCUAAAUAGAACAUCAGACAUUCCAUCACAAGGUAUUACUGAGCUAAAUAGAACAUCAGACAUUCCAUCACAAGGUAUUACUGAGCCAAAUAGAACAUCAGACAUUCCAUCACAAGGUAUUACUGAGCUAAAUAGAACAUCAGACAUUCCAUCACAAGGUAUUACUGAGCCAAAUAGAACAUCAGACAUUCCAUCACAAGGUAUUACUGAGCUAAAUAGAACAUCAGACAUUCCAUCACAAGGUAUUACUGAGCUAAAUAGAACAUCAGACAUUCCAUCACAAGGUAUUAAUGAGCUAAAUAGAACAUCAGACAUUCCAUCACAAGGUAUUACUGAGCCAAAUAGAACAUCAGACAUUCCAUCACAAGGUAUUACUGAGCCAAAUAGAACAUCAGACAUUCCAUGA
Messenger RNA from Biomphalaria glabrata, 1218 nucleotides. RefSeq names its product zonadhesin-like. The record is from RefSeq and is a predicted model, not a curated record. The transcript is spliced from 2 exons. The coding region runs from base 1 to 1218 and encodes 405 amino acids. NCBI's taxonomy places the organism in Eukaryota, Metazoa, Mollusca, Gastropoda, Planorbidae.